AUGGCUGGAUCCACCUCACAAAAGCCCGGCGUCUUGAUGCUCGGCAUCGUCCACCAUGCCAAGGCAGAGUUUGAGAAGCUCUCCGAAGUCGCAGACGUUGUUCAAGUUACCACUGGAACUCGUGACGAGUUCAUCCGCGACUGCGACAAUGGCAAAUACGACAACAUCGUUGCUAUUUCAAGGACCUACGAUUCCAUCACCGGCAGAUUCGAUGCCGAGCUUGUCUCUCACCUCCCCUCUUCAAUCAAGUUCAUCUCUCACAAUGGAGCGGGAUAUGACCAGAUUGACAUUCAGCCCUGCACAGAUAAGAAAAUCUCCGUCUCAAACACCCCCAAGGCAGUCGACGCUGCCACCGCAAACACCGCCAUCUUCCUCAUCCUGGGCGCAUUGCGCCGCGCCUGGAUACCUCAGCUCGCUCUUCGAGAGGGCAAGUGGAGAGGCGAGAGCCCUCUUGGCCGCGAUCCUCAUACCCUGACUCUUGGUGUCCUGGGCAUGGGCGGCAUUGGAACCGCGACAGCCAAGCGUGCCGCUGCUCUUGGCUUUAAGCUGCAGUACCACAACAGAAAGCCUGUUGACGGUCUGGACAGGCAGUUUGCCUCAAACGAAGUUCCCAAAUACGUUGGUUUUGAAGAGCUCCUCCAGAGCAGCGAUGUCAUCUCAGUUCAUCUGCCCUUGGGCCCGGCCACCCAAGGCUUGAUUGGCAAGAAGGAGCUCAGCUCAAUGAAGGAUGGCGUAAUCAUUGUGAACACAGCCAGAGGUGCCAUCAUUGACGAAGAGGCUCUGGCUGAGAGUCUUGAGUCUGGCAAGGUUUGGAGCGUCGGCCUUGACGUGUUCGAACAGGAGCCCAAGAUCAACCCGAAGCUGAUCAGCCACCCCAGCGCUGUCUUGCUGCCUCACAUUGGCACUGCGACCAUUGACACUCAGAAAGAAAUGGAGAUUCUAGUAAUUGACAAUGUCAAGAGCGCCAUCACACAAGGCAAAUUCCUGACGCUAGUGCCUGAGCAGAAACCUCUGUUGGCAAAGGUAUAA
Messenger RNA from Trichoderma gamsii, 1029 nucleotides. Its product is annotated as D-isomer specific 2-hydroxyacid dehydrogenase. Gene Ontology annotation, cellular component: cytosol. The coding region runs from base 1 to 1029 and encodes 342 amino acids. The record is from RefSeq and is a predicted model, not a curated record. NCBI's taxonomy places the organism in Eukaryota, Fungi, Ascomycota, Sordariomycetes, Hypocreales, Hypocreaceae. Gene Ontology annotation, molecular function: NAD binding; hydroxypyruvate reductase [NAD(P)H] activity; glyoxylate reductase (NADPH) activity. The transcript has 5 exons.